Messenger RNA from Papilio xuthus (Asian swallowtail), 3535 nucleotides. Its product is annotated as cytoplasmic dynein 2 heavy chain 1-like. Bases 719 to 3487 code for a protein of 922 amino acids. The record is from RefSeq and is a predicted model, not a curated record. Gene Ontology annotation, cellular component: dynein complex. Gene Ontology annotation, biological process: microtubule-based movement. NCBI's taxonomy places the organism in Eukaryota, Metazoa, Arthropoda, Insecta, Lepidoptera, Papilionidae. Gene Ontology annotation, molecular function: dynein intermediate chain binding; dynein light intermediate chain binding. The transcript has 23 exons.
CAGCGCGGCCUGCGCACCGCUCGCCGCCUGGGUGCGCGCCAACCUGCACUACGCGGAGGCCCUCGCCCGCGUCACGCCCCUCCAGCUGCAGCAGGCCCACCUGCACAAAAAUCUACAGGAGGCGGAGGCGGAGCUGUCGGCGCUGUCGAGCGGGCUGAGCACGGUGGAGGAGCGCGUGUCGGCGCUCAAGGCGCAGCUGGGGCUACACAGCCGCGACGCCGCCGCACUCGAGCUAAAGCUCAGCGAAGCCAAGAAGACGCUGCACAACGCGCAAGACCUGCUGGACCAGUUGGCCAACGAGUACGACGCCUGGGAGCUUGAUCUACAAAAGAUAUCAAAAGAGAUAGUGGAUGUGAGCGUGCGCUCGCUGCUGGCCGCCGCUUACGUAGUCUAUCUGCCGGACUUGACGGAGCCGCAAGCCAGAGAAUAUAUAAGAAAAUGGAGUAAUUUAGUUGGGUUCGAAGACGUAUCGUUCUCUGUGAUCAAUUUCCUGGUAUCGACGGAGAAGCAGCUACGAUGGGAGGCAGAGGGCCUGCCGAUUGAUCAGUCUGCUUUGAAAAAUGCCGUUCUUAUAGACCAGGCACUGGAGGCCAAUAAAUGUGGGUUGACGCCUCUAGUGUUGGACCCCGAGGGCGAGGUGGAGGCGUGGCUGCGGAAUACGCUUGCAGACACGCCCUGCGAGUUCGUCGCCCACCACAGCGACAAACUGCCUACAGCAAUGCAAUACGCCAAUCGUUUGAACCGUAUCCUCGUGAUAACAGAAGUAGAUGUGUGGCAGACGCCGCGAGUGCCGGCGCGCCGUCCUUGGCUGCUGCUGAGUCGCGCCCACCUCCCGCCCCCCGCCCUGCCCGCCGCACUCUCCCCGCUGCGCUGUGCCGCCUCUCUACAUGCACUCACUGAUCAACUCGUCCAUUAUGCGCUACAACAACGAAACCCCGAAGUUAAUGAAAAAACUAAAGAGAUCAGAGUCAAGAAAGCGGCUUUACAAAAGCAACAGUAUGAAUUACAAGAAAACCUACUAAAAGAGCUAUCGAAGAACAGCGACAUUUUACACGAUGCCAGUCUCCUCGCGUCGCUGAACAAGACGCGCGCGACCGCGGCGACCAUCCGCGAGGCUCUGGAGGCGGCGCGUGCGCUGGAGGCGGAGUCUCGCGCCGCCCGCCUCACGUACGAGCCCGCAGCCGCGCGCGCAGCUCGCCUCGCACUCGCCGUCAAGCACCUCGCCGCACAACGACCUCUGCUCGCACUGCCUCAACAUACCAUACAGGAGGUGUUUGUUGAUGCGCUACACAAAACUGGAAAUGAGAACAAUAUUAAAACGGACGAUAUCAUGAAGUAUUUGACGCGACGUAUCGUGGAAAGAGUGUUGUUGAGUUUGCAUAAAAAAGACAAGUACAUUGUAGUUCUGCAUAUAUUGAAGCAAGUGUACGAAGAUCUGAUGCCGGAUGAUUUGUGGAAUGUGUUCAUUGGAAAUUUCAAUAUAUUGGAAGAUCAGAACACUGUUAAAGAGAUCAAAAAUAAAUACUCCUGGACACCCGAAGAUUGUGUUAAGAAGUUAGCUCAACUGAAGGUAAACAACGAAAAUCUGUUCAAUAAGAUGUGUCUCGACAAUGAGGCCGUGUGGGCUGAGUUCCUGCGGUCGGGCGAGCUGAGCGCCCUGCAGCGGCUGCAGCUGAGCGGGCUGGAGCGCGCGGCCGCCGUCAGCGUGCUGCGUCCCGACGCACUCUACAGGGCUAUUGUUGCCCUUGUUGAUGACAUCUUAGGUGUGGGUGUGAUGAGCCGCGGCGAUGUGGUGGGCGUAGCUGCGGGCUGGACGCGCGCGCGCCCCGCCCUGCUGCUGGCCGCGCACGCCACGGACGUGCUCGCCGCACACGCACACAAACUCAUACAGGUGGGUGUGGCGGAGGGUCCGGAGGCAUGGCGCGGCGCGCUGGCGGCGUGCGCGGCAGGUGGGUGGCUGGCGCUCGUCGUCGGCGCCUCCCCUUUCUCACGGGACUUGCAUCAUUUCUUGAUCGAGUACACUCAACGCCCGAUUGAAGAUGUCAGCAGCGAUUUUCGCCUGUGGGUGGUAGCCGAAGACCGUGAUAUACCAUCGUACAUAUCCUCCCUCUGCGUUACAGUUAUUCUAGAACCGCCGGAGGGCGUGAAGCACAACAUGCUGGGCACGCUGAGCGCGUGGGGCCCGUACACGGCGACGAGUGCGCUGGUGCGUCUGCACGCCUGCCUCGCGCUGCUGCACGCGCUGGCGCAGGAGCGACGCGCUUACAUACCGCACGGAUGGAGUCAGUGGUACGCGUGGGAGUGGGGCGAGGUGCAGGCGUGCGCGCUGGGGGCGCGUGCGGUGGAGGAGAGACGCGCGCUGCAGGUGUGCGGCGCGCUGUGCGGGGCGCUGUACGGCGCGCGCGUCACGCAGCCGGCGGACGUGCGCGUGCUGGCGGCGCUGCUGCGCGUCUGCCUGGCCGAGCGCGCGCUGGCGCAUCAAUGGUCCCCGCCCGCGGUGCACAACCCGCUGCCCUACACCAAGCACCUACAAGCGUAUAUCCCUGCGCUGGAGGCUUGGCCUAACUCCGACCCGCCACAGCUGCUGGGCCUGCCGGCCAACUGCCGCGUCGCCUGGGAGAACAGCGCCGCUAAUGAUAUCAUUAGUGGACUCAAAGAAUUCACGAGUACAAUGAACGUCAAAACCAAUAACAACGUGACACCGCUAAGGUCGCUGCUGGCGCUGUGGAAGAAGCUGAUGUCGGGCUGCCCGCUCCUCAGACCCGACUACCAGCCUGACAAGGAGGGGUCAGGGUGGUGGGGCUGCGUGUGUGGAGGCGAGGCGCGCGAGGCCGCGGCCGCCGUGCGCCGCGUGCACGUCGCUCUCGCUGCACACGCGCGCUCGCCAACACAUGCUCAAACGAACGCGCUGCUUACGGUGCCGGAGGAAUGGCAGCUGCAGUGGGCGGGGCCGACUGAGCCCGCCGCCUAUCUGCGCGAGCUGAGCGUCCGUGCGCGCGCCGCAUACCAACGUAUACAGGAGCACACCUCGGACUAUUUGCCAACAGAGAUAGACCUGCGAACGUUGAUGCGUCCUGAGUGCUUGCUGUGUGCUCUGCGCGCGCAUACGGCGGCCCGUCUCGCGCGCCCGCUGUAUCAAUUGACACUCACCGCGCACUGGGACUGCACUAAGAGUGAAAGCGACGAGAUCCCGUAUCUCGUUGUUAAGGGUCUGCGGCUGAGCGGGUGCGAGUGGCGCGGCGCGCUGUGUGCGGCGACUGCGCGCGCGCCCGCCCACUGCCCCGCCCCACCCCUACUGCUGCGCUACGUGCCCAGCUCUGAGAUGGGGACGGGGGCGGGGCCGCGGGGCAGCGUGGAGGUGCCGGUGUACAGCAGCGCGGCGCGCGACUCUCUACUGUGGCAGGUGCGCGCGCCGCUCGCCGCUGACUACGAAAGCGACGCCGCUGUGCUAAACGCAGUCGCACUCUUCAUCGCACCCCUCGAUUAGAUUUAUUUCACACGUUUUCCUUCGUUUGCGAACAUAUUAUCUUUAGGG